AUGAAUCUCAACUCUGCCGACCUGCCCAAAAUUUUCCUGCCUCCAGUCAAUCGGUCCAUGCAGACGCUGGACAAGGCAUUCUUUCGGAAAGUCGUGCCUCUGGCGGCUGCCACCAUCUCAGACGUCAGACAGAUCACGGCGGUCCGAAAGGAGCUCGAGAAGUCCCAAGACUUGCUCCGCAUCAGUCCGAUCAAACCGUUACGGGACGAUGACUCGGUCCCAGGGGCAAAGUGCCUCUUGCUCAGGCCGGAGAUUGAUGCGAAAGAGCCGAAAACUUGGUCACAGACCGUGUCGAGAUUAGUCGAAGACAAACUGGCCAGCUUACGGCCCUACGAUCUGACCCUCACAUACGACGACUGGACUAUGCAUAAUAUUCUUGAGGCAAUCCUGCCCGAGAUCCCCGACGACGAAAAAGAAACUCCUGCAGGGUUUGCCCAGGUAGGCCAUGUUGCUCACGUCAACCUGCGUGAAGCAUAUCUGCCUUACAAGUAUAUCAUCGGGCAAAUUUUGGUCGACAAAAAUCCCAAUAUUACUACCGUCAUCAACAAGACGUUCGACGUUGGUACCGAAUCCGUCUUUCGAACAUUUCCGUACGAAGUCAUCGCUGGUCCAGACGACCUCGAUGUCACGGUCCACGAAUCUGGUUGCGAAUUCAAGUUCAACUUCGGCAAGGUUUACUGGAACUCCCGCUUGGGCACUGAGCAUGCCCGGGUUUUUGAGCAGUUCCAGCAAGGCGAGGCUGUCUGUGACGUUAUGGCGGGCGUUGGUCCUUUCGCUGUGCCCGCUGGGAAACGCAAGGUGUUUGUCAGAGCCAACGACCUCAACCCUGACUCGUACCGAAGCCUUGAGGACGCCAUCAAGUCCAACAAGGUCGGCGAUUUCGUCUCGGCCUCCUGUGAGGACGGUCGCGAAUUUAUUCGCAACGCCACCAGAGACUUACGCCACGCCCCACGAGAAGCCCGAUUGCCGUCGAAGGUGAAGAUAUCGCGGAAACUGACCAAAGAGGAGACAGAAGCGCUGCGUAAGGAGGCCGAGGCAGCGGCACAAGUCCUGACAGAACCGAAUGUGUUUUCUCACUAUGUGAUGAAUCUGCCGGCCAGUGCCAUCGAAUUCCUCGAUGCCUUCCAAGGCCUUUAUCACGGCCGAGAAACCGAAUUCAAACCUCACACGUCAAAAGCUUUGCCGCUGAUCCACCUGUACUUGUUUCAAGCCAAACUUGCCACCGAAGAAGAGGAAAUCCAUGAGAUCUGUGAACGAAUAUCGAAGCAUAUCGGUGCCGCGGUCAAGCUGGAUGAUUUGGAGCUGGAUAUGCAGGUUCGAUUUGUCCGACUGGUCGCGCCAAAGAAGAAGAUGUUCUGUGCCAGUUUUCGGAUGCCGGCGAGCGUUGCGUUCGCGCAGCCUUAA
Fonsecaea erecta is the source of this 1404-nucleotide messenger RNA. RefSeq lists its product as hypothetical. Gene Ontology annotation, cellular component: mitochondrial matrix; cytoplasm. Gene Ontology annotation, biological process: mitochondrial tRNA methylation; tRNA N1-guanine methylation. NCBI's taxonomy places the organism in Eukaryota, Fungi, Ascomycota, Eurotiomycetes, Chaetothyriales, Herpotrichiellaceae. The record is from RefSeq and is a predicted model, not a curated record. The coding region runs from base 1 to 1404 and encodes 467 amino acids. The transcript is spliced from 4 exons.